AUUUUGAUUGCAUAACACGAAUCUAUCGGGCCGACCUGACUAGGCCUACACGAAAUUGGAAACUUGGCAAAGCAAAACCAAUGAAUUUUGCAAAAAUGUUAUCACCUUUAAAGCAUCCCGGAAGGCUAUGGACUUGUUUACAUUAUCUACGGAUUCGACAUUUCGGAAUUUCAGCUUCUGCAAGGACAAAAGCUUCAAGGGACAGAAGUAUUCCUCAGAGGUAUAUUGGACAACCUACCUCCUACACCCACAGGCACCUGUUGAGAGAUGAGGAGAUCACUCCAGGUAUAACCUCACAGGAGUUCAGGAGACGGAGACAGUAUCUUAUGUCGGCCAUCAAGAAAUCAAUGUAUGGUGAUUGCCCCAACCAUGUUGCUGUUAUCUUAGCAACAGACACCAAGUACAUGACUGACGAGAUUCCCUAUCCAUUCCGCCAGAAUACAGACUUCUUGUAUCUUUGUGGUUUCCAGGAACCUUCAAGUGCCUUGGUCCUGGAGAGCACUCCAGGGAGUUCUCUUCCAGAUCAUAAGGCAACUCUCUUUGUACCCCAGCGAGAUGCUGAUAGAGAACUAUGGGAUGGCCCAAGAGCAGGGGUUGAUGGAGCAAUUAGUUUCAUUGGAGUUGACAACGCCAAUGUGAUCAGUGACUUGAGCGAGUACUUAGAUCAGUAUGCCUCCAGGGACAAGCUUGUUGUUUGGUAUGAUGUCUUCAGGAAUGUCAACAGUCAGUUGCACAAGGAGGUUGUUGGUAAUCUAGUGACUCCUUGCAGGAACAAAGGCCACACUGUGAACAUUCUUCAGCAGCUUAUGCACUCUAUCCGUGUCAUCAAGUCUCCUGCAGAGAUCAAACUGAUGCGCGAGUCUUGCAGCAUUGCUUCUCAUGCCUUAAUUGAUGUGAUGCGCUUCACAAAACCAAACAUCGACGAAGCCCAUCUGUAUGCAAAAAUGGACUUUGAGGUAAGACUGAAUGGAGCAGAGUUCCUAGCUUAUCCCCCUGUUGUUGCAGGAGGGAACCGGGCUAAUACAUUGCAUUAUGUGAAGAACAAUCAGAUUGUUGAAGAUGGAGACAUGGUGUUGAUGGAUGCUGGCUGCGAGUACCAUGGUUACGCCAGUGAUAUCACAAGAACAUGGCCAGUCAAUGGAAGGUACUCUGAUGCCCAAGCUAGUGUUUACCAGUCAGUUCUAGAUGUUCAACAGGAGUGCUUGGACAUGUGUGAGGUGGGAACUACACUAGACCAGAUCUAUCAUCGUAUGCUGGAUGGACUAGGCCAGAAACUUCAGGAUCUGGGCAUUGUGCCAAGAUCAAUGAAUAAUGCAGAGCUUAUAAGGGCAGCCAAGAAAUACUGUCCUCAUCAUGUUGGGCACUACUUAGGAAUGGACACGCAUGACACCCCUCGGGUAUCCCGUAGCAACCAGCUGCAGGCAGGGAUGGUCAUCACGAUUGAACCAGGACUCUACCUUCCUGCAAACGACAAUGACAUACCUCAAGAGCUGAGAGGGAUUGGUAUCAGGAUUGAAGAUGAUGUCUUGAUCAGAGAGGGCGGUGCGGAGGUCCUUACUGCUGAAUGCCCAAAGGAAAUGUCCCAAAUAGAAAGUAUUAUGGGUGGGAAUUCAUGACAUAAUAGAUCAUGAAUUGAAUUAAUGAGCAAUUAUGAAACAGUACUACGUGAACAGUAGUUGACUUUCAAUUUUCAAAAUGUAUACAUAUUGUUCUCCAAUUAUUCAUUAUUUCCAGUAGAGAAAGAGCCAUAUUGAAUAGGAGACAAAUCAACUGCCUCCAUAUACAUAAUUUGAUGGUAUUUUCUUUCUCCUGGAAAUAAAAUGAAUUUGAAAACAUGUAAAUAUAAAGCUUUUUUUUUUAGGUUGCUUUCAGUUUGCCUUUUUAACAUGCAAAAUGAAAUUGGAUUCAAAGUGUGCUUAUUCAUUGAUAAUGGUCUUACCAAAUUUCUCAGGAAAAGAGCAAUAAUAACCUUGAAUAAAAAUUAUGAGGGAAUUUAGAUAAGAGCACAAUCAAGGAUUUGUCUUUGAUAGUUAAGAUGUCAAUUUGUUUUCUUUUUUUCGAAGAAAGAAAAAACUCUAUUGAAUAGUAUUCUUUAUUUUAUCUUCCACCUAGAAUCAUUUUGGAUAAAUUAAUCAAUGAUACAUAAUGAUUUACCCAUCGAUCAAAGUCUAUGCACAAAAUACAUUUUCACCAUGGAUAAUGAUAAUCAUAAUUGCUUGUGAAUGUGAUAUUAAAACAAUGUUUCUAUAUUGAAGGAUAUUUCUGGAAUUCAAAGAAAUUUAGAUCUUGCAAGUUAAAUCAGCUUCCAGGAAUGUCAGGGAAAUCCAGAAAUUAGAAUGUACAGAUUUUUUUUGUAUGUGACAAUUUUAGUAUUAAUGAGGUAUAUAAAAAUACUUGGCUCUUUUUGUAGUUCAUAUUUUUGGAAUUUUAUGCAUUAUGCUUAUUGCUUGCAUUAUUGAUUUUGUCCCUAGAUUUCUAAUCACUGUGUCUUCUUCAGGCUUGCUGUGUAUUUGUCCACAGUUUGUUUAUAUGAAAAUAAAUUUGCAUAUUACCCUGGGAAAGUCUGGAUUCAUUUUGAGAUUUUCUUUUUGAGCCGUGGAAAUACUAUCAAUUUCAUAGAUAUGUCCAAACUCACAUCAAAAUGGAUAUAUUUCAGCUAUUAUUAGAUUUGUAGUAGUUUCUUCCUAGAUAGUUAACAGAUUUUACUGCAAUUUGUGGAGAGCUGUGGCCCAGUGGGUCAGUAUACAAGGAGCACUUAUGCAUGAGAGUGAUGGUACAAGAUUUCGCACGAGAUGAAAUAAAGAUGCUCUGCUCAACAAGGCAUAUACCCGAGUUGGAUAGAGUGUCCCUUUCACUGAAUGUGAAAUAUUGCGCCAUUGCACGAAUAAGAAUAUUAUCUAUUUGUGUUGUACAACGCAUCAGAAGU
Messenger RNA from Lytechinus variegatus (green sea urchin), 2926 nucleotides. Its product is annotated as xaa-Pro aminopeptidase 3-like. The transcript is spliced from 5 exons. Gene Ontology annotation, molecular function: metalloaminopeptidase activity; manganese ion binding. NCBI's taxonomy places the organism in Eukaryota, Metazoa, Echinodermata, Echinoidea, Temnopleuroida, Toxopneustidae. The coding region runs from base 81 to 1616 and encodes 511 amino acids. Gene Ontology annotation, cellular component: mitochondrion. The record is from RefSeq and is a predicted model, not a curated record.